Messenger RNA from Perkinsus marinus ATCC 50983, 1053 nucleotides. Its product is annotated as Transaldolase, putative. Gene Ontology annotation, molecular function: transaldolase activity. The coding region runs from base 1 to 1053 and encodes 350 amino acids. The transcript has 5 exons. Lineage: Eukaryota; Perkinsozoa; Perkinsida; Perkinsidae. Gene Ontology annotation, biological process: pentose-phosphate shunt, non-oxidative branch; pentose-phosphate shunt; carbohydrate metabolic process. Gene Ontology annotation, cellular component: intracellular anatomical structure; cytoplasm. The record is from RefSeq and is a predicted model, not a curated record.
AUGCCUUCCCCUAAGAAUCUUGCAGGUGCCCAUCCCGCCGCUUCUUCACCGAAGAAAGCUAAGACACUGGACGCUUCGAACCAGUUGGAGGCCUUGAAGAACAUGACUUCUGUUGUGGCUGAUACAGGUGAUUUCGAUAAGAUCAAACAGUUCCGUCCUGACGACGCUACUACCAACCCUACUCUGCUGUACCAGGCGGCUCAAAUGCCCGAGUAUGCACAUGUGAUGACCAAAGCCAUCAAGAACGCUAAAGCUCAGAAUCUUACCGGAGAUGCCCUGGUUGACGAGGUCUGCGACCAGUUGGCCGUGAGCUUCGGUUUCGAGAUCCUGCAGAUCGUCGAUGGUUAUGUCUCGACUGAGUGCGAUGCCAACUUGUCCUUCGACAGGCAGGCUAGUCUUAAUAAAGCUAGGAAGAUCAUCAGCAUGUAUGAGUCCAUGGGCAUCUCUCGUGAUCGUAUUCUCAUCAAGAUGGCUUCGACGUGGGAGUGCAUUCAGGCGUGUAAGGAGCUUGAGAAGGAGGGAAUUCAUUGCAAUAUGACUCUCCUCUUCUCAUUUGCCCAGGCCGUUGGAGCUGCCCAGGCUGGUGCCACCCUCAUCUCGCCCUUUGUUGGCCGCAUUCUCGACUGGUAUAAGAAGAGCACUGGAAAGGCCUCGUACCCUAUGGACGAGGACCCGGGGGUUCAGUCUGUGAGGAAGAUCUAUAACUACUACAAGAAGUACGGCUACAACACUAUUGUUAUGGGCGCUUCCUUCCGUAACACGGAUGAGAUCCGUGGCCUUGCCGGUUGUGAUAAGCUUACUAUCUCACCAAAGCUGCUCAAGGAGCUCCAGGACAACACUGAUGUGAGCGGUAUGAAGAGGUAUCUGGACCCGGAGAGGGCCGUGGCUGAUACCGACAAGCUGGCCGACCUUACUGAGCCUGAGUUCCGUUGGAUGCUGAAUGAAGACGCCUGUGCUACGGAGAAGUUGGCAGAGGGUCUGCGUAAUUUCAAUAAAGAUUUGCAGAAGCUGAAGGAAGUGGUCCGAGCUAAGCUGGCAGAGGCUGAAAAGUGA